Molecule: messenger RNA, 867 nt
Organism: Yarrowia lipolytica CLIB122
Lineage: Eukaryota; Fungi; Ascomycota; Dipodascomycetes; Dipodascales
Biological process (GO): (1->6)-beta-D-glucan biosynthetic process; fungal-type cell wall organization; cell wall biogenesis
Cellular component (GO): extracellular region
Source: RefSeq, a predicted model, not a curated record
AUGCUGCACCUUCUGCCCCAGCUCGUGCUGCUCUGGCUGGCGACUUUUGUCGUCGCCGACAUCUCCAUCACAUCUCCUAAACUCGGCCAGUCUUUCAAGGCCGGUGACACUAUCAAAGUGUCGUGGGAAGACGACGGAGACAAGCCGCCUCUGGACGACCUCAAGGGCAUCACAGUGACCCUGGUCACCGGAACCAGUAACACAGACCUCAACCCGCAGGGUCUCAAGCUCAAGGACGGUAUUACUCCCGACUCCGACUCGGUGUCGGUUACUAUCCCUGCCUCUGCCGGCGGAAACGGUUACUACACCAUUCAGCUGUACGCGUUGCUGGCCAACGGAGGUUACACCAUCCACUACACCAACUGGUUUGAGAUGACCGGCCUUUCUGGCGCCACCAAGGCUCUUCAAGAAGACCCCGGACAACCCCCUGCUAAGCAAAUUUCCGACUUGUCUGAGAAGGCCCAGGGUGACCUGAUGGCCUCCCAUACCGUGCCCUACGGCGAGCAAUCCGGAACCAUCAAGUACGCUCCCAUGCAGAUGCAGCCUGGCUCUACCAUCACCGCUAAGAGCAUGUCUCAGCGGUUCCCCACCUCCAGCUACACACCUUUCCUGAGCUUUGCACCUCCUCCCAAAUGUACUUCCACCGAUACUCCUGGUUGGUCGUACUCUCGAGGCUCUGCCACCAACAUGGCUCCUCCUGCGCCCUACCCUUCUGCUCUUGGAUGGUACGCCGCUUCGGCCAAGAGCCGAGCCACUCCUAGCCCCAUGCCCACCGUGGAACACCACUCGGACCAAGCCAACACACAGCACAAGAAGCGAUGGUUCGACACCGACGAAUGGCUUGCUCCCAAAACCCGAAGCAGUUAG